Messenger RNA from Aureobasidium melanogenum CBS 110374, 1137 nucleotides. RefSeq lists its product as uncharacterized. The transcript has a single exon. NCBI's taxonomy places the organism in Eukaryota, Fungi, Ascomycota, Dothideomycetes, Dothideales, Saccotheciaceae. Bases 1 to 1137 code for a protein of 378 amino acids. The record is from RefSeq and is a predicted model, not a curated record.
AUGCCACUGCCUGUCAUGUAUCGCUAUCCGCUACUCACUCUUAGCAAGAUCAGCAGGUCUUUCUCCAUACCUCGCAGUGCCGAUCCGUCUUUCCGGUCCGAGGCUCAAACCUUAACCUUCACCGCCACGGUUUAUGGAAGCAUAGACGAUCUCAGCCACAUUCAGGCUUUCCCUGGGACCCUGUCCAUGGAAGAGGUCGAAGCUGAGCUUGUGGAGAAACGGCACAGUAUCUUAUCUUGUCCCACACAGGGUAUUGCCACAUGCGCUGUCGACUCUGUCCUUGCCGUUGCUCGGUAUCUUGGUAUUGCACGCAAUGCUAUCGAUGUCGCAUUUUGUCGCUCUUCAAUUCCAUAUCCCGCCAGCAUCAUGCUCCAAUUUCUCGAUCAAUCAUGGACUGGCAUUGGAACGCAACUUCUCAAUACCAAACGCGACGCACUACAGGUAGCUAUCCUGAGUCAUAUGCACAGCAUUGGAGAGUACUCUUCUAAUGGUUACCUUGAUCCACGGUUGGUUUGGCAAAUGUUUAACGGCAUACCCUCAACUUCGUUCACCUUGGUCCAACACCGAACAUGCAUGAUUUGCCUCACCCACACAGACCCGAUGCAAGAGAGCUUGUCUCUGAUCCACAUACCCAACCGCUUCAUUUCCUCCGCCGCUUACGCUCGAAUCACAUCGCCCCCUCGAUCGACCAUCAUCCGAGAUCUUGUACAGCUACGUCUAUCGUCAGAUGCUGUUACCGUCGCCGCCCCUUGUCCCCAAUGUCAUCACAACGAUACACAAGAGGAGGUAUACAUCGCAGACAGACUGCCUGAGGUUCUAGCUGUGGGGAUCGAGAACACCAGUGAUGGGUGCCUUUCCUAUGCUGCAGACAUAGAUAUAGACUAUCGUCAUCUCGAUCAACCAAAGUCUGCACCUCCAAAUCGGGCGCGUUAUCAACUUGCCGCGUUGCUCCAUAUUUCUGGUGACGGAGAUCUUGCGCACAUUACCGCUUCUAUCCGUGUUGCUAGCAAGGGCUGGAUCCGGUACGACGGCAAUAAGUCGCCUCCUAUCAGUGUUUUCGGUCAAAACGACGCAUACCUUAACUCAGCACCCCAGUGUGUGAUGGCUUUGUACAAGUCAAGGCUAGAUUCAAUAUGA